AUGAGCGCGCAGGCGAUUGAUCUUGAUGCACGUGAGAUCGGAUCGGCGCUGGGCCAAUGGGCAGGCAUCUGGGGCAUGGGCGACUAUUGGCAUGUGAUGCUUGCAUCGUACAUUGCUGUCUGCCUGGUCAAGCGCGGGCUGCACAUUAUGUCGCAAGUAUUCCUGCCGCGCAUCUACGGGCGCCUGGACGACAAGACGAAGCGGGACUGGGACAUUGCAUCCAUUGGGCUCCUCCAUUCAUUGUACGAUUCUUCGAUUAUUUUGUGGUAUCUUGUCGACGGCACGCUGGCCAAGAACAGGAUGGACGGGUAUGACAAGACAUUCGAGUUUCUCCUGGCGACCAUGCAGGGCUACUACAUCUGGGACCUGAUCGUGUGCCUGACGAAUUUCUCCGAGUACGGCUUCCCCUACCUGAUCCACGGCGGGUUGGGCGUCCUGGGCCUGCUAAUUGUGACCUCGGGGCAGUUGCAGUUCUACGCAAUUCCAUAUCUGCUGCCCGAGCUGAGCUCGGUGUUUUUGAAUAUUCGCCAUCUGCUGAAGUACUCGGGCAUGUCCGGCACGCUGGCGUACAAGGUCAACUUUGCAGUGUUUACGGGCGCCUUCAUUGUAAUCCGCCUUGGCUACGAGGCGUACCAGGCGUAUGUGCUGGCUGUGGACGUGUAUCAUGGCCAGACUGGCAGUGCGUACCGGCCGUUCGCCGUGUAUUUCACCGUGGUCGGGGCUACGCUGACGUUCCUGAAUGUCAUGUGGUUGCGCGAGAUCCUGAAGGCCGCGUACUACACGCUGGGCAAGCCGGCCAAGGCGGCCAAGACAGCCAAGAAGACCCACGUGCAGGAGGACGACUACAAGGACGUCGAGGCCAAGACAGCGUGGAAGGUGAAGCAGAACGCGCCCGAGUUUAUACUGACAGUGCGGCCAACCGACGAGUCACUGCAGGCGCAGGUGUCAGUGGGCAUGCGGAUCCGGCUGACAAAAAUGUACCCGCAGACAUUGCCGCAAAUCACAUUGGAGAGCCCGGUCGGUCUCAGCGACACGCAGGUGCAAGAGGCGCUUUUGGAGCUCAAGCACGAGGCACGUAAACUGCACGGCACAGAAAUGAUCUACGAACUAGCCAUACUUUUGGGCGACUUUCUGACCAGCAAUAAUUCGGCGGCGCAGGCAGCGCAGCCGUCGUUCCACGCGCAGAUGGUCGAGCGCGAGGAAGCCGGGCGCCAGGCCGACAUGGAAAGGCGGGCGGAGCAGCACCGGCGGCAGCUGGCGGCGGAUGCCGAGGAAAGGCAGGAUCUGGAGCGGCGCAUUCGGCAGGAGCUCGAGCGCAAGCAGCAGCAGGUGCUGACCGACCAAAGGCGCGAGAAGCAGCUGAGCGAUAUUGCGGAUGCCGUGCAUAAUGUUGCCGGACGGUGGGCCGAGGGCAUCCAGCUGCUGACGUUCAAGCGGCGGAUCUUCCUUGACCCAGAGCAGCCGCGCAAUGGGCGGUUCCAGACAGUCGCGCUGGAGGAGUCGUCGAUUGUCGAUCCGCUGUGCGUAGUGUACGAUGCAUAUCCGACAGAUCUGGUGGGCGCCAGCAUACACUUGUCGGACCGGUUCACGGUGCAGUGCGUUGUAAUCACAUCCCUGCAUUAUGCGACAGACCAGGGCCUCAAGCAGCUGAUCCGGGUGAAGACGCGCAUCGAGGAUCUGGCGCAGAUCAGGCAUUCGAACCUGGUCACAAUAUACGGGUGCCAUCUGGAGGUGCUGGAGGAGCAGAGCCAGCAUGCAGGCCAGCGGCUAUGGGUACUCAGCGACACGCUGUCAUCGCACGACGGAUCGACACUGGAGGACGUGCUAGAGUCGUGCGGGUCGAUUGCGCUGAAGCAGACACGCACGUAUCUGCGACAUAUUCUGCUGGCGCUGGUCAGCCUGCAUGCGGCCGGAUUUAUCCACCGGGGCAUCAUGGCGCGCAAUGUGCUGCUGAGCAAGCAGGGCCGGGGCAAGUUCAUAGCAAAGCUGUUCAACACCAGCUACCGCGAGGAGCUGAUUGAGAUCCACCGGCUGACGCCCUUGUCGGGCAAUGUCAGCGACAACAUCGGCAACGACAUCCGCGUGGCGCCGGAGGUCAUGGAGCGGCCCGACAUGAUGGGACGCAAGAACGACAUUUGGUGCGUCGGCGUGCUGGCGCUGCAGAUGGUGCUUGGUCUGGAUGUGCUGCGUAACGUGCCCAUUGGCCAAGAGCCACACGUUCUGGAAAAGCACCGCACCAGCAUGGCAGUCGAGCUGUACAAGGUCAUUGCGCUGAUGCUGACACCCGACCACCGGCAGCGCCCGACCGCCAUGGAGGCGCUGAAUGACGGGUUCUUCAAGCUCGGGCUAGGCGAAUCUGAGCCGUCGGUUCACCGGCAGGCCCUUGACAGCGCCUCCCGCGGCCUGACCUUUGAGCUGCAGCGGACUGCCCGCGGUGCCGACGCGCCCUCUCCGGUGCAUUCGCCACAGACAGCAGCGUCGCCGCCAUUCUUUGUCGCGCAAAAGAACAUCCAGGGCGAGACGGCGGCAGCGCAGCCAGUCAGCCGGGCGCCAUUGCCUAGGGCAUCCUCGGCGGGCCUCGAGCACUUUGUGCGGCCAUCAGCGUCGCGGUACCGCACAGACUUUGAGGAAGUGGAGUUUCUGGGCAAGGGCGGGUUCGGCUCGGUGGUCAAGGCGCGGAACCGCAUCGACGGGCGGUACUAUGCAAUCAAGAAGAUCAAACUAGACGCGCGCGACACCGAGGGCAACAAGAAGAUCUUCCGCGAGGUCACAACGCUGUCGCGGCUGCACCACCAGAACGACGUGGUGGUGGAGCCCGGCAUGCCGUCGAUGCUGGCAGGGCUGCCGGAGGACUCGGAUGAGUCGGGCGUAGACUCGUUUGCGUCAAUCAAUGUUCCGUCGUCAGACUCAGUGUGGUCGACCGAUGAGGAUGCGUCGGAUGAUGAUGGGUCGGGCAGCAGCACCAGCAGCACCAGCAGCAGCUCCAGUGGCAACGAGGAUAACGGCAAGGGCCUGCUGCUGGCGAGCCGGUCGGAGGGCGAUAUGACAAGCGGCGGGCGCAGUGGCGGCAAUGUGUUUUCGGCGAUCCGGUUCGGCACAAUGGGAUCAGGGGGAGCCGGCGAAAAAGACGCGGGGUUCACUGACUCGCAGCAGAACACGACGACGACACGACCGACGACCAACACAGGCGAAAGCAGCCUGGAAGAGGAAGAGGAUGAUGACGACUCGUACCUGGAGGAUCUGAUGCACAGCAAUGCGCAGCGGCGGCAACGGCGGACAGGGCUCGAGCAACAAGCGCAAAGCGGGGCGACGGCUAGCAAGGCGGGGCGGCAGACCCAGAUUCUGUACAUCCAGAUGGAGUACUGCGAGAACAAGACGCUGCUGGAUCUGAUCCGCGAGGGCAUCGAGGAGAAGGAGUGCUGGCGGCUGUUCGGGCAGAUCCUCGAGGGUCUGAACCACAUCCACCAGAGCGGGGUGAUCCACCGCGAUCUGAAGCCAGUCAACGCGUUCCUGGACGGGGCAGGGGAUAUCAAGAUUGGCGACUUUGGGCUGGCAACAUCGAACUUUGCGCCGAUCGACCAGACGUCACGGCUGGCCAGCCUGGACAAAAGCGUGGAGGAGACGAUGACAGCAGAUAUCGGCACAUCGACGUACGUGGACAUGUACUCGCUGGGCAUCAUAUUCUUUGAGAUGUGCUAUCCAAUGAACACGGGGAUGGAGCGGGCGACGGUGAUCCACAAUCUGCGCAGCAGUGAGAUGCCGCUGCAGCACCAGAUCAUCCGGCGGCUGCUGAGCCAUAGCCCACGGCAGCGGCCGUCGAGCGCGGAGCUGCUGGAGAGCGAUCUUCUGCCACCGCGAGUGGAAGACGAGUACCUGCGGGAGACGAUCCGGACGAUUGCGAACCCGUCGCAGCCGUACUUUCCAAAGUUGAUGGACUCGCUGUUUGGACAUACGCCAGACAAGCACAUUGACGCGACAUUCGACUACCGGGCGAGCGACAUCCCGGUGGACCAGCUCAACUCGGUGUUCCUGGACCGGAUCCGCGAGCUGAUGACAAAGGUGUUCCGGACGCACGCGGCAGCGGACCUGCUGGAUAUGUGGCAGAAGCCGGCAUACUACCUGGAUCCGCGCGGCAACGUGGUGCAGCUGCCAUUCGACCAGAAGGUUCCGUUUGCGCGGUACGUGGCGCGCAGCCGCAUGACGGAAAUCAAGCGGUACAGCUUCGACCGGGUGUUCCGGGCCAACCCAAUCGGUGGGCAGCCGCUGACGGGCAAUGCGGUGUCGUUUGAUGCGGUGACCAACCGUAGCGCACACGCGGUGGCAGCGGCGGAGGUAGUGGCAGUCACGUGUGAGGUAUUCCACGAGCUGCCAGCGUUCCGCACGGCGCGGCUGGAGCUGCAGCUCAACCACAUGGCGGUGCUGGAUGCAAUCCUGGCGUUCUGCGGGAUCCUGCACCCGGCGUGGGCGGCACCGGCGGGGCGGGCAGCGGACGAUGCGGAGGAGGGCGCACGCCAUGUGCAGUUUGUCCGCAAUGUGUGCCAGGCAAUCAGCAGCAGCGCGCGCGAGAAGCCGCAGGCGGUGAGGCAGCGCAUCCAGAUGAUGUGCCUGGCGACCGGCGUGUCGCUGCAGGCACCGGCGCUGGAUCGGCUGCAGACGUUCAUGGCCAUCCGCGGCGACCUGAAUCACGUACAGCGCGAGGUUCUGGGGCGGAUUGGGGCCGAUACGCGCGCGGGGCAGGCGAAUGCAUUCAACGAGCUGCGGUAUGUGGAGGCGGCGGUGCGGCACUUUGGCGUACGCAUGCCUGUCGCGUAUGUGGCACUGUUCAGCCACAGCUACGCGUACUGCAAGGGCGGGUACUGCUUCCAGCUCGCCACCGAGCCGCGGCGGGGCAAGGCGCCGCUGGUGCUGGCCACCGGCGGGCGAUACGACGGGCUGCUGCGGCGGUUCGGACACCUGGCAGGCGAGUACGCCAAGCAGCCCACCGAGCCGGCAGUGCCAGACACCGAGCUGUCGCCGUUUGCGAGCCGCACCGGUGCUAAGCACUCGCACGCAGUGUGGCGGCAGAUGUAUUCCAAGGAGGACGCGCCGGUGGCGAUCGGUACGAAUCUGUCGGCGGGCAGCGCGGUGCUGGGCACGGCACGCGACGUGGUGUGCCUGGGAGUGCAGAUCGACCUGGACCUGGUGGUGCAGGAGAUGGCGCGGUACCAGCAGAAUGUGCUGCAGAACGCUGACGCGGCGACGUUUGGGCUGUGGACGCGCAAGCGCUGCGACGUGGUGGUCGCGUCGUUCGGCACCAAGCCGCUGCUGCGCGAGCGCAUCUCGCUGGCGCGCGAACUGUGGGCCAACGACCUGCGCACCGACUUCCUCUUCAACGACGACCCCGACAUGUCCAUGGAACGCCUGGUGGACAUCUGCCGCGACCAGGGCAUGAACUGGAUUGUCACGCUGAAGAAGCGCUCGGGCACCAAGCGCCGCCCCGACCACGACCGCUUCGUCUACAAGGUCAAGAACAUCCUGCGUCGCGUCGAGAGCGAGGUCCCGCGCGACCGCCUGGUCGAGUGGCUGCACACCGACAUCAGCGAGCAGCUCAAGCAGGACCUGCUCACCCACGGAACCCGCGCCAUGGCCAAGCCGGAACGGUGCCUGCCCGAGCCAAGCGAGCCGCCCACGCUCACUGCCUCAGAGCCGCCCGGCCGUCUCGACAUCACCAUUGUCAGCCCGCAUAGCUCGGCCAAGAACCUGAGCCGCGCCAAGCACAAGCAGCGUAUGAUGCUGCUGGACCGUGCGACCGCCAGCGCCGGCCGCAUCAUCGCCGAGGUCGCCCGCACCGCGCCGGUGCUGGCUAUUGAAUUGGGCGAUGAGUUCCUGCGCCGGCUGAUGGGCGAGCCCAGCAUCCUGACUGACCACGGCCUGAAGCGCAUCCUGGAGCUCUGCUCCGCCCACCAGCGCUCGCAUAUCAUCGAGCUGCGCAACCACAUGGAGCGCUGCAGGCGUGAGGGCGUCGCCUACGUCUGGCUGUACUCGACCAAGUCCGAGACUGCCGUCAACUAUAAGCUGUAA
Molecule: messenger RNA, 6060 nt
Organism: Linderina pennispora
Lineage: Eukaryota; Fungi; Kickxellomycota; Kickxellomycetes; Kickxellales; Kickxellaceae
Product: kinase-like protein
Exons: 12
Coding region: 1-6060 (2019 amino acids)
Biological process (GO): protein phosphorylation
Cellular component (GO): membrane
Molecular function (GO): protein binding; protein kinase activity; ATP binding
Source: RefSeq, a predicted model, not a curated record